Messenger RNA from Medicago truncatula (barrel medic), 2685 nucleotides. RefSeq names its product probable receptor-like protein kinase At3g17420. Gene Ontology annotation, biological process: protein phosphorylation. The transcript is spliced from 10 exons. NCBI's taxonomy places the organism in Eukaryota, Viridiplantae, Streptophyta, Magnoliopsida, Fabales, Fabaceae. The record is from RefSeq and is a predicted model, not a curated record. Gene Ontology annotation, molecular function: ATP binding; protein kinase activity. The coding region runs from base 138 to 2210 and encodes 690 amino acids.
AUUUCCCCCACCCAAUACAGUUUGCUUUUACAGUCCUUCUUCAACAAUGAUUCGUUCUCUCUCUCUAUCUCGCUAUUCCCAAGAUAAAAGCAACAACACAAGAGAGAGAAAAUAGGAAACAUUGAAUUAUUCUCCCAAUGAAGUUAAUCGGCGACGGAGACGGUGGCCGGAAAGUGUUGGUCGGAGUUAAAUUAGAUCCCAGGAGCCGUGAAUUGCUCACUUGGGCUCUCGUUAAGGUUGCCGAGCCUGGUGACCUUGUUAUCGCUCUCCACGUUCUCGACACCGUAACUGAGGGAACAUCGUCGUUGUUAUCGUUGGUGAAGACUUUGGAUUCGGUUCUCGCAGUAUACGAAGGAUUCUGUAAUUUAAAACAGGUUGAUCUUAAAUUGAAAGUGUGUAGAGGUGAUUCGGUUCGGAAGCUUCUAGUACAAGAGGCCAAAGCGUUAGGAGUUUCAACGGUUAUUUUAGGAACUUCCAAAUCUCAUCACACAAUUCGUUCUUCUGCAUGGGUUGCUAAGUAUUGUGCGAAGAAAUUGCAUAAAUGUGUUUCUGUUUUCGCAGUUGAUAAUGGCAAAAUUGCUUUCCAAAGAGAAGCUACUGCUCAAGAAAAAUUACAGUGGUCCUAUUUGAUUUUUACGAAUAAAAGUGUGAAGGAUUGUGGAAGUUGUGCUCUGGGUGAGAUUUCUGAAACCGAAUUUAAUCAAGGAGAGUUGCUUGAUUAUUGUGAAACAGAAAAUCCGCUUGCUUUGGUACCAUUUCAAAAACAUGAUGAUGAAUCUGUGGUUGGUGAUGAAUCCCUAGUUGGUGAUUCGAAACGGAUGAAACCUGGUUGGUCACUCAUUCGCAACGUAUUUCAUUCCAAAAGGCAUACCACCAAGUCUUCGCCGAAAAGUACAUUUGUUUUUCAACGGGGAGUGCGACAUUCCACCAGUCAUUCUUCAUCUGUAGUCUAUCCAGAUCAUAAACAAAUUAAUAUUGAUCCAAUUGAUGAUUCUACCCUGGAUGGGGAGAGUGGUGCCAUUGUACCAUACGGAUCUGCCAUUAUAUUACCUCCUCCCACCCUUUGCAGUGACGCCGAUAGCCUUUCCGAAGAAUUGUUGAUCUUACGAGAUAAAUACUCAUCUUCCUGUAGACUCUAUAGUUUGCAGGAACUUGUAGCUGCAACUGUAAACUUCUCAUCUGAAAAUUUGGUUGGCAAAGGUGGUAGCAGUGUUGUUUACCGAGGAUGUCUUUCCGAUGGUAAAGAAUUGGCGGUGAAAAUUUUGAAGCCGUCAGAGAAUGUUUUAAAAGAGUUUGCUCAGGAAGUUGAGAUUGUUACAACUUUGAAUCACAAUAACAUAAUAUCUCUAUCUGGUUUUUGUUUAGAGGGAAACCAUUUAUUAUUGGUAUAUGAUUUUUUAUCAAGAGGAAGCCUAGAAGAAAACCUUCACGGUAAUAAAAAGGACUAUAAUUCAUUUGGCUGGCAAGAGAGGUACCGGGUGGCUGUGGGUGUAGCCGAGGCCUUGGAUUAUCUGCAUAACGGCUGUGCUCAAUCUGUAAUCCAUAGGGAUGUCAAAUCGUCUAAUAUCCUUCUUUCAGAUGAUUUUGAGGCUCAGCUCUCAGAUUUUGGACUGGCUAGUUGGGGUUCUUCUUCUUCCCAAAUUAUUUGUACUGAUGUUGCUGGAACUUUUGGGUACCUAGCUCCGGAGUACUUCAUGCACGGUAGAGUAACUGACAAAAUUGAUGUAUAUGCUUUUGGGGUUGUACUCCUUGAGCUUCUAUCCAAUAGGAAGCCCAUUAACAAUGAACGCCCAAAGGGCCACGAGAGCCUUGUUAUGUGGGCAACAUCAGUCUUGAAAAGUGGAAAGAUUUCCCAGUUGCUUGACCCAAGCCUUGGCAGUGAAUACAACAAUUGCCAGAUCAAGAGAAUGGUUUUGGCUGCUACUCUUUGUAUUAGACGAGUUCCUAGAUUGCGACCUCAAAUUGGAGUUAUACUGAAACUUCUUCACGGUGAUGAAGAAGUAACAAGAUGGGCAGAACAAGAAGUUUGUGCACCAGAAACACAUGAUGGAUUUGAUGAGGAACUAUUUCCAACAAAUAUUCAGUCCCACCUUAACCUUGCACUGCUGGACUUGGAGGAUGAUGCAGUUUCUAUCUGUAGCACUGAGCAGUGUGUCUCGUUGGAAGACUAUUUGCGAGGAAGAUGGAGUCGCAGUUCAAGUUUUGACUAACCACUUCACCACGGCAUCUUUUAGGAAUCAAAUGUGUGUUUUGUUUAUAUUAUUUUGUUUUCUUAGGUUAGAUUUUCGAAAUUUUACGGUACCACGGAUUGGGUCUUGGAAGAGAGGUCCAAAGAGUAUCCCCCUCCUUGACUUUUGUUGCUACGUUUCAGUUCGUGUUCUACAGAAAGAUUUUAACAGAAGCCUUUUGGCAUUUCUGGAACAAUUUCUAGCUGGUUAACAUGUAGAUUUGGAUUAUAAAAAAUGAGGAGUAUAUAUUUCUGCAACAAAAAACGGCCUCUUGCUUCUUAGUUCAAUGGUGUUGUAUCCAAAAUCCACUUGGACCAUUGGUGUGUCAUGGUUGAAACAUGAGUUACAUGACAGACUAUCUAUCCUUUUUUAACUGAUACCAUUUUUCUUACCGUUGAAACAUGGCUCGCUCUCUGUAAUUUAUAAAUGUAACCAUUCCUUAUUGCUGUGAUCGAAA